This is a messenger RNA of Phyllopteryx taeniolatus (common seadragon), 1124 nucleotides long. RefSeq names its product neuroguidin, EIF4E binding protein (gene ngdn). Gene Ontology annotation, cellular component: small-subunit processome; nucleolus. The transcript has 11 exons. Bases 71 to 1018 code for a protein of 315 amino acids. The record is from RefSeq and is a predicted model, not a curated record. Lineage: Eukaryota; Metazoa; Chordata; Actinopteri; Syngnathiformes; Syngnathidae. Gene Ontology annotation, biological process: maturation of SSU-rRNA from tricistronic rRNA transcript (SSU-rRNA, 5.8S rRNA, LSU-rRNA).
GGGGGGGGCAUGGAAAUCGCCAAAAUGAAAUUCGACCCACUGCGACUUCCGUAUUUUCAGUAAACCCAAAAUGGCUUCUGCCGCCGUCGACAACGAUUUGAUCGAUAGCGAUUUGCCCAAAUUUGUUGAACUGCUGGACAGUCUCACAGAACAGGUUGCAGCGGUUACCAGUCAUGUUCAACAGCUGAUAACCCAAGUGAAGAAUGGUGCAUUUAACACGACAAAGGGUUUGUCGUUUCUGGAUCUUCGCUAUCACCUGCUACUCUUCUAUCUUCAAGACCUCACUCACUUGAUCAGCAUCAAGACGGAAGGUGAAAAAAUAAAAGAGAGUGAAGCCUUAACCCGAGUGGUGACGGUCAGAACGGUCCUGGAGAAGAUGCGACCUCUUGACCACAAACUCAAGUACCAAAUUGAUAAACUGGUGCGCACAGCUGUCACUGGCAGUUUGGCUGAAAAUGACCCGCUGCAGCUUCGUCCUAACCCGGAGAAUCUAAUCAGUAAACUGAGUGAGUCUGAAGAUGAAGACAACCAGGCACCAGAGACGAAAGCGACCCACUCUAGUGGCAAGAAAUACAUUCCACCCAGGAUUGCGGCUGUAUAUUAUGAUGGCGACAUGACAGAAGCAGACAAGAAGAAGGCUCAGGUGGAGCGUCAGCGGCGUGCCGCGCUGAGAAGCUCUGUGAUCCAGGAGCUGCGGCAGCAGUACAGCGACGCUCCGGAAGAGAUCAGAGAAAGACGGGACUUCCAGACUGAGCGGGAUAGCCGCGAGGAGCUCCACAGGAAACAUUAUGAGGAAUCCAUGAUGGUUCGACUGAAUGUGUCAAAGAGAGAGAAGAACUCCAGAAAGCGAAGAAUGAUGUCCAUGUCUGGUCAGCUGGGCGGAAUCACCCACUUUGGUGACAUCACAGCGCUGACGGGCGGCGACGGCGGCCAGGAUGCUGAUAACCCUCGGCCCAAGAAAAAGAAGCAGACCAUGAAGAAGAAAAUAAAACAAAAAGCUUUCAAGAAGCACAAAUAGACCAGAAUGGAGCUGUCAUCACUUCACAUUUAACAUCUCUAGAGAAAAUGUUCAACUGUUUUUUUUGUUGCCAGAUGGUUGAAUAACAAUAAAUAACUGAAAUGUA